AACCUUUAUGUUAUAGGGAUUUUAUGUUAUACGAAGCGUAAAAUACAUGUAAAUAGCCUAAUCCGUUCCAAGAUCUUCCCAAACUCACCCCUUUGGCACUUCAAAAUAUUCAAAGUCCACCAAAUAUGGUGGGAAAAUAUAAGAAAACGUUAGCAUAAACAUAGUAGAGUAACAUUCCAAUAUAAAAUAAGGUAAUAAAUAAGAUUACUGUAAAUGAAUAAAACUGAAAAACAAAAACAAUCCUACCGUUCACGAGAUGUCUUGAUCAGGAAUGCAAGUGGAGGCAGGAAGGAGGAGGAGGACUAGCCUGAGUCGAAACACGACUCAAAGAGUCUAAGAGUCAGCUGGUCUCACAGGCAAACGCACACGCACUACACGAUAAUGCUGUGUGCAAAAUUUUUAUUUGUAACUUAAUUGUUUAAGUUAGUUUAAGGGGGACUACGGAGAGGAAGGAGGUUGAAGGGACAAGCCUGUCUCUCACUCAAACUCACGUACGUGCUGUAUAACUCAGCCAUUGAGAUGAGAGCGUAGGCGGUGCCCCGAUAAUCAACCAAUGAGAGCGUGAUGCGUCAGAAGGCGUCAGUGUUAGUCUGAACUUGCACCGAUUUGAGGCAUUAACAAAGUUGAUUGAAAAAAAAAAAAGACUUGCACUGACUUGACGCUUUAUGUUAUAUAGAAUUUCUUCUGUAAUACGAAGCAAAAAUUUUACAUAAAUUCUUUAUGUUCAGUGGAAUUUAUGUAAAAGGAGGUUUAUGUUAUGUGAGGUACUACUGUACUGGAUUUUUUUUUGUUCGAUUUUUUUAAAUUUUUAUUUUUAUUUUUGUUUAAUUCAGCCCUAAUUGUUUUUUUUUAAUACCUGUAUAUGAUUUGGUUAAUUAAUAAUUUUUUUUUAAUGGGGAUUUAUAGCAAAUUUACAGAGCAAGUAGUAGUUCAAAUAAAAUGACAUUGAAUUAUUAUUUUUUACGAUUAGGAUUUUUUGGGGGAAUUUUAGAUUCAUCGCAAAUUUGGUUCAAAUAAAUAAAAUACAAAAAUUGUUAGGGAAUCUUAGAUUUAGACAAAAAUCUACAGAUUUACAGCGCUAAUUUCACAUUUUUAGUUAAAAAGUACUCUUUGUGUAUUUUUUUAAAUUGAAGUGGCCGGCCAAUGAAUGAAGCAUCAUCCAAUACUUCUUGAGUGAAUGUCCUGAUGUCUGAAAAGAGUGGAAACAUCCCUGCUCCGUGCACGCCCCUCCUCCUCCUCCUCCUCCUCCUCCUCCUCCUCCUCCUCCUCUUCUCUUCCCCCUCCCCAUCGUGACGUCAUGACCGUUUAAAGCUAUCUCCUCUGGGCGUCCUCCGGCCGCUCCUCACACCGCCGUCACUUUCCUCACUCUCCUCGCCAAUGCUUCACACCAUCUCUGCCUUGUUGGGUGUGUGUCCCACGCGUGGGAAGCGCCACAAGAUUAAGGGCUUCACCUGAGAGCAGCCACUACCUGCCGUCCUCUGCGUGGAAGCCUGAAGGAGGGCGGCGGGUGGGAGAUCAUCACUUCCCCGCAAACCUCAACUCAUCUCGCUGGAGGAAGGAGCGAGAGAAGCCGGCGUGGCGAUAUGAACGACUCGCUGGCGGCAAAUGACUCCUCGGCUGUGGAAGCUCUCCCGUGGAUGGAGGCGGAGAUGCCGGAACACAACGGCACCCUGGAGUUCUCCACCGCCCCCUUCGCGUUCCCGGUGAACCCGUGGGACAUCAUGCUGUGCAUGUCGGGCACCGUCAUCGCUUGCGAGAACGCCAUCGUGGUGGCCAUCAUCUUCUACACGCCCACGCUCAGGACUCCCAUGUUUGUGCUCAUUGGGAGCCUGGCCACGGCCGACCUGCUGGCCGGCGUGGGAUUAAUCCUCAACUUCGUCUUUCAGUACGUGAUCUCAUCCCAGACUGUGAGUCUUGUGACUGUGGGCUUCCUGGUGGCGUCUUUCACGGCGUCCAUCAUCAGCCUCUUGGCCAUCACGGUCGACCGCUACUUCUCCCUCUACAACGCCCUCACCUACUUCUCAGAGAAGACCCUUCAGUACGUGCACCUGAUGCUUCUGGGCACCUGGGGGGUGUCCCUGUUCCUGGGCCUGCUGCCGGUCCUGGGCUGGAACUGCCUGGACGAGCCGGCCUCCUGCAGCAUCGUGCGGCCUUUGACCCGCAGCAAUGUGACGCUGCUGGCCGUGUCCUUCUUCGCCAUCUUCGUGCUCAUGCUGACCCUGUACUUCAAGAUCUGCAAGAUCGUCUGCCGCCAUGCCCACCAGAUCGCCCUGCAGCAGCACUUCUUCGCCACCUCGCACUACGUCGCCACCAAGAAGGGCGUGUCCACCUUGGCCAUCAUCUUGGGAACGUUUGGCGCCAGUUGGCUGCCCUUCGCCAUCUACUGCUUGGUGGGCGAGCGGGAGUACCCUUCGGUGUACACUUACGCCACGCUGCUGCCGGCCACCUACAACUCCAUGAUCAACCCCAUCAUCUACGCCUACAGAAACGCAGAGAUCCAGCGCUCCAUCUACAUUCUCCUUUGUGGCUGCUUUCAGGCCAACGCCGCCUACCGCUCCAGGUCGCCCAGUGAGGUCUGAAGCUGCCGGUGCUCUUCAAGGCGUGCAGAACAAAGCAUCACGUGACUGUUGACUCUCUGCUUCUCGUCCACAGUGAAGACUUCACCAACACAAGCCCUGUCUCAUGCAUUCUCUGGUACCACUUUACAAUCAGGCCACGGUUUAUUCAUUGAUUAGCACUGUGACAAUAAGUCGGAAUGUUGCCCGACAAAAAUUGGAAUGUUAUGACGUUAAAGUCGUAGCGUUACAAGAUUGAAUUUAUUUGAAUUUUACUGGCAGAAGACUAAUGUGGUAAUGUUUACGAGUAAGUAUUCUGAAAUUGACGACAAUUUACUCAUAACGUUACAAGAAAAGUCGUAAUGUUGUGAGAUGAACUUGUAAUGUUGUGAAGUUAAAGGAAAACUGCACUUUUUUUUGCAAUUUUGCCCAUCAUCCACAAUCCUUAUGUGAGACAUCGACACGUCUUUCUCUUUUCUGUGCACUCUAAAGAUAUAAAACAGCUAAAAACAGGCCGCAAAGAAUGCACAUGAUGGGACGCACCUAUUUCGCCGAUAAAGACUUCGGGAAAAAACCUCCAAAAACCGCCAGCAACGCUCCAUUUACAAAUAAUGCGACCUGCAUGUUAACUGAGCUACAGCAACUUUGGUAUUAUCAUUGUUAUUAACAUACAUUGUUACGCCAAAGAACUACGUUACUGGCGUAGUGACACCUCGCAAACCACACCGCCUAACUACUAGCUGGCUAGCGUAUAGCUUUGCCACACACCAUACAGCUAAAUACUAUAAGUAUUACAUGUUAUCAUGAAUGUACCAUGUUACUACAUGGUUACAACAUGGAUAUAAAACCAUAAAACCUUGUUGGAGGUGUUUUAAUUGUGGGCUUUCUAGUCCGAAUAGGUGUGUCCCAUUACAUGCAUUGAUGCCUCUUUUUGUCUGCUUUUAUAUCUUUAGAACGCACAGAAAAGACAAAGAUGUGUGUUCAUGUCACAUAGGGAUUGUGGAUGAUGGGCAAAAUUCCAAAAAAACGCGCAGUUAACCUUUAAAGCUGUAUGGUUACGAGCGAAAAGCCUUUUAUCGAAACAUUUGGAAUUUUGCCCGGAAAGUCGCAAUGUUAUGACGUUAAAGUUGUAGUAUUGUAAGAUUUAUUUUGAGGAUAAGCCUUUUGUUCUUAGAAGAAUAAAGUGGUAACAGUGCGAGAUUGAAGUCUGAAUGUUGUGAGUAAAUUUACUUUAUAAAUUGAGUAAAUUUACAAUCUACUCAUAACGUUACAAGAAAAGUCGGAAUGUGAAGAGUUUAAGUCAUAACGUUUCAACGAAAUAUUUGUAGUCUUGCCGGAAAAGUUCCAAUGUUGCGAGAGAGAGUUGUUUUCUUGCGAAAUGAAAGACGUUAUUAACCCUGCGAGAUUAAAUUUGUAAUGUUACGAGAUGGACGCUGUCAUGCUGCAAGUAAAUACUCGUAACAAUUUCCCCAAAACGUUACAAGAAAAGUCGUAAUUGUUUGAGACUGAGUCGUAAUGUUGUGAGAUUGAAGCGGUGAUGUUACGAGACUGAAGUUACGUUUCGAGUAGAUACGUUACAAGAAAAGUCGUAACGUUUCGAGAUUACGUCAUAAUGUUAUGGGACUCAUCAUGUUUCAAGACUUGAUUUGUUAUGGUAAAGUUUCACAAUAUUGCGACAUUUUCUCGCAAAAAUGCAGCUAUUUUAACAUUCCAACUGUUUCAGGUUGUAGUUGUCUAAGAGCAAUUUAACAGGUUUCCCAUAUUUUUAAAAAAUAGUGUCUUUAUUGUCUUGCAAAUUACGACUUUUCAGUCUCUUGUGAUUUUUUUUACCUCCAUUACCUCGCGAUGUUCUUCGUAAUUUUAUCAUUCUUCUUUCUUUUCAGAAGAACAGUACAAGUUUUACAAUUUAAAAAAAUGUAUUCUUGUAACAUUAUGGCUUUUUUUUCCUCAUAGUAUUACAACUUAAUUCUCUUUUAUGUUUUUCUUAAAACAUAUAUACCCACAAAACUCUUUCUCCUCUGUAUGUAAAGUGGUACCCAUUCGGUAUCUGCACUUUAACGUGUCAGCAAACAUUCUGGAGGGAGAAACGCUGUGAACAAGAAAGGUCUGUGGAAAAAAAAAAAAAACAACCUGUGAAUGUACCUAACAGAGAAAAGGAAUGGGAAAACUUGCACUUUAUUCUGUGUUUUGUUUAUUGUUUUUAUUUGGAAAUGCCAAAGCAGUAUUGUAUUGUACAGCCCUUAUUGUAUUGUGAACUGUGUGCCAUUUUUCUAUUUUGUAUUUGUUUUUUUUUGUCUUUGCUGUGUGUUUUCUACCAGAGGAAAAAAAAAGUAAAGCACUAAAAAUGUUAAAUAA
Messenger RNA from Dunckerocampus dactyliophorus (ringed pipefish), 4910 nucleotides. Its product is annotated as G-protein coupled receptor 6. Gene Ontology annotation, biological process: G protein-coupled receptor signaling pathway. Lineage: Eukaryota; Metazoa; Chordata; Actinopteri; Syngnathiformes; Syngnathidae. The record is from RefSeq and is a predicted model, not a curated record. The coding region runs from base 1584 to 2579 and encodes 331 amino acids. Gene Ontology annotation, cellular component: membrane. Gene Ontology annotation, molecular function: sphingosine-1-phosphate receptor activity. The transcript is spliced from 2 exons.